AACCUGGCGCGCAUGGCGGGCAUGCGCCCCACUCUGGUGUUCCUCUCGCACCACGCCGACCUCAACGAGGACAAGAGGGUGGUCGAGUCCCUCCGCGACCUCCUGCCAGCCGACUCCGUGAUCAUCUACUUCAAGCUGGAGCUGAUCCGUCCGCUGGACUGCACCGAGGACGUGACCCACGAGGGCAUCUUCGGCGAGUUCCUCUUCCGUGCCGACGCGGCCCCGGGGGCCCUGCGGUCGGGCGAAGCGGCACGGCAGUUCCCGGCGUCCACGGACGGCGGCGCUGUUUUCCACAACGUGCUGCCAGGCGUGCUCAUGUUCCAGGCGCUGCACGUGACCGAGGCCGGCCUGGAGGGACACGCCGUCACCUCCUACUUUACCGAGGCCUCCACCAAGCGCACCAUUCAGGUGACGUCGGCGGCGCUGUUCUGCACGAUGCACAGCGCGCGGCUGAUGCCUUUCAUGCGGUCCCUGCGCGAUAGCUUCGGCACGACGGCCAACACGAUCGCCGUGGCCUUCCCGCGCAACCAGGACGAGGCCCUGCCCGAGCUGGAGGCCUUCGAGCGCUGCUUCCCGGACGUGCCGGCGCUCGCCAACCAGGCCACCGAGUUCAACGUGGACGGCCAGUACGCGCCGCUGGGGCGCCUCAAGCUCAUCCUGUUGCUCAUCAAGCUGCUCGAGUGACGGCUUUCUACAUAGUCUCCCUUCUUCGCCGAUCAUCGCCCCAAAGAAUAUUAA
Molecule: messenger RNA, 738 nt
Organism: Ixodes scapularis (black-legged tick)
Lineage: Eukaryota; Metazoa; Arthropoda; Arachnida; Ixodida; Ixodidae
Source: RefSeq, a predicted model, not a curated record